Daucus carota subsp. sativus is the source of this 1485-nucleotide messenger RNA. Its product is annotated as transcription factor MYB1. Gene Ontology annotation, cellular component: nucleus. The transcript has 2 exons. Gene Ontology annotation, biological process: regulation of DNA-templated transcription. The record is from RefSeq and is a predicted model, not a curated record. Bases 89 to 1090 code for a protein of 333 amino acids. NCBI's taxonomy places the organism in Eukaryota, Viridiplantae, Streptophyta, Magnoliopsida, Apiales, Apiaceae. Gene Ontology annotation, molecular function: DNA-binding transcription factor activity, RNA polymerase II-specific; RNA polymerase II cis-regulatory region sequence-specific DNA binding.
UCAUCAGCAUAAGUAACAACCUCUGCCAGGAAGUUAAAAAGUUUCAUCAGUCUUUUGUUUCAAACUACUUCUGGUAAUAACAAACAGCAUGAUCCCCUACGGCGGCGAGGCGGCGGUUGUCGCCGACGAAGACAGGGCUGGUGAAAUGCGAUCAGUUCGGGGAAGUUGGUCGAAUGAAGAAGACGCGGCUUUGACAGACUUAGUUACUAAGUUUGGGCCUAGGAACUGGAGUGUGUUGGCCCAAGGCGUUCCCGGUAGGUCUGGCAAGUCGUGUCGUCUUAGGUGGUGUAAUCAGCUUGACCCUGGUCUUAAACGCAUCCCUUUUACUGAGGAAGAAGAUCAGCUUAUUAUCUCAGCUCACAAAAGACAUGGAAGCAAAUGGUCUGUAAUCGCAAAAUUACUACCAGGGAGAACUGAUAAUGCAGUCAAGAACCACUGGAAUGCUACGCUAAAGCGAAGAUGCUUGGGUCUCAGUAAGCCUGGACCAGCAUCUCACAACACACUGGUCGAUGGCUUGCUAGAGACGUCCAGAGCAUCCUCACAAGCUUCGUAUGGACACCCUAAUUUUAUCAAACCUCCUGAGGUGAGAAAGGCAAGCAUGACGCCUAGUGGACUUGUUGAUUUUGAAAAUGUUCAUGACACGGUUAUUCCUGAAAUGGAGGAGCAUCAUCAUGUUCCAGAGAAAGAGAAAGACGAGUGUCGUCAUAAUCCUGAGAAAGACAAUCCUAACAGUGAUUCUACACUUUAUCGUCCGGUAGCUAAUGUUGGUGCAUUUGCUGUAUACAACACUCUUGGUUCCAUGAUUACAAAGACAACCCCAGGGCAGAGGAGUUUGCUCCAAGCCUCCAGACCAGAGUUCGGUAUCAGCAAAGUUCUUAACUAUUCUUGUGGUGAUCCUGUUGUUCCACGCUUAUGUGGUUACGGUUGCUGUGCAUCUCAUGGCGAGGCCAAUUGUCAAAGCUCAUUGCUGGGACCUGAAUUUGUUGAUUACCAGGAAAUUCCCUCCUCUACCAAUCAAGAGUUGGCAGCUCUAGUCACUGAUCUGAACAACAUCGCCUGGAUUAAGAGUGGCGUCGGGACUACUGCUUAAGCGCUGAACAUUGUCAAAACACUUAGGUAACAUCAAUAUCAUGCUAUAGAAAAGGGUAACUCUGAACAUAGCAUAGAAACUAGGCAUCAUCUCUUGCACGGCUGAAAUUAAAUAACGGGUACAAGUAGAGACACGCAGAUGCACAUCCAAUUCUUUUACUAUGGGCUCGAGUUGAAAGUUCAGUCAAAUACUCAAAGCACAGGGGGUCUCAUCAAUGAGUGGCAAGAUUUAACAAAACUGAGUUCAACUCAUUGUAUGAGACUACUAUAAAUUCUGCAAGUAUAAUAUAUUUUUGUGAUAAUGAUUUAUCAGAUGUCUCAUUACAGGAAGCUGCUAUUUGUUCAAACAGCACUUAAAGUAUUCAAUUUACCGUAAGUUACAUUUAGGUUGGGUUA